AACGGAAUACGGAUUACCGAUUAAUAUUAAUCCAUGCUUCCGACAGACGCACCCGCUCUGGCGCUCUCUUUUCGGAACUACACACGGAUAUAAUAUAAAGUAACUUACUUUAUAUAUCUGUCAUCUGUGGACGGAGACAACAAUUAGCCGUAUAGCGUCCUCUUAAGAUAGUACCUACUAUCUUAGUUCAUGAUUAAUAUCGACCGCUGGCCACAUGCGACUUGACGGCGCGGGUUGGACACCCGGCAUGCCAUAGACCUUAUACUAUUCGACCACUAUUUAACAUGACAAAUUAAAUUUAAUUUAAUUUGUCAUGCUAUUUAAGAUGUUAUAUGUUGAAUCGUGUACUCAGUAUCUAUGACCUAUGGUCUGUAGCUUAUAGGUGUAUAGUUAAGUGGGUGGGAUAAAAAUUAAGAACCAGUUCUAUAUCACCACCACAGAACGAUAAUUGCUAUUUAUAGUAUUAUCUCAAAUCUUAAUAUUACCCGUUACCAUAUUAUUAUCAUCACAAUCGCUGAAUUCUAUCACUCUAUUUUGUUUGUACUUAUUAUCGUUUCCAGUCCAUUAUAAUAUCUUGGUCUGUGGUUAUUUCAUAUUUGUCAUUUAUUCAUUUGUCAAUAUUGUCUGUUUGUAGACGUUAUAGCAUAUUAUGUAAUACGGUUUAUAAUAUGAUAUUCUGUGCCUCUGUGGUUACUCGCCAGUCCAAAAAUUGUAUGUGAUAACUGAUAGUCAAGUAGUCAACACUUAAUUAGUAAAACCGUUAUUAUUGUUGCAAACCUGUUUAAUUAUUAAUUGGCGAUUAUCGUUACUUACGUACGCCGAUUUCGAAAAACCGUUGUAACGACAGGAACACAGUCGGCGCGCGCAGUCAGUAGGUACCAAUACAAAUUAUACUUACCUAUAUCCUACAUUUCUACUAAUAAUAAAUUAUAAUAAUUAAUUUUCGACACAUUAGUUAAUAAUUCAAUACUUUAGUACUUUACUCUUGUUUAUACAUAUCGACGUUAUAUACUACGUUAUGUACUACGUAGUAUAAUAUAAUAUUACGUACAAAUAUCUAAUUUUGGAUUUUUGACCGGUUCAGCCCGAACUCGGUUUGACGACGAUGGAUACGACAGUUUUCCGAAGACGCGGUAACAGCUGUUUUAAACCGAUAGCAAUGAUUGCCGUGAUCGUUGGCGUUUACGUUUCGAUCGUGUCCGUCUUGCGUUUCGGCCGUUUCCUCGCCGCUUUCAACACUGCGCUACCGUCCGAUGAUGAUUUAAUACCAUCUGGCUCUCGUAUUUAUUUUAGAAUAAUUGUGAACUGGACACUUGCAUCUAGUUAUUUAUAUUUACCUUCGAUAAUUGGAGUUGUCAUUGAACGGAUUGGCAACUUCUGUGGAUUACCUGAUUGUUAUUUCAAAUUUACUAAAAUUGUCUUGCUUUCAUCUAUUUUAAACGGAGUUAUUGGCUUUUGGCAGGAAAUUCCUGAGAUAUGUUUGUGGAAUCUAAACAUAUUAUAUCAUGCUGAAAUUAUACACUUUUAUUUGCAUUGUUCUAUGUGGAUUAUAUCAUUUAUGAUUAUGUUAGCAAUUGAUAUUACUGAGAUAACAGGAUUUAAACCGCAUGACCACGUCUCAAUCGUCAGUAUUUCGUAUUGUGCUGAUAACAAUUUUACUUAUUCGAGAUUGGUGUGGCCAGAACAGUUGCCCAACGGUGACAGGAUUAAGGAGCAAAUGUAUUACGUUCCAAAAGACUACAGGUACUCGAAGACACCGUACAAACGAAUUUUAAUCCAAACCGGAAUCGGCAAAAUAUGGGAGAUUCUUAAACCCGACCAGGGUGAGUUCUUUGGAUGUCCCGUGAGUCAAUGUUGGUUGACAUACAACAAGUCACUGGGUCCGGAUGUCGAUGCGGUGCUUUUCAGACAUAGUUACAGCCGUCCUGAGUACCGAAGGCCGCCCAAUCAGAUUUGGAUUUUAUUAAACACCGAAUGCCCGGUGCAUAACUCGUAUACACCUGUAAGUGACGCCAACGUAUUCAAUUGGACGGUCAACUACCGCUGGGACAGUGAUGUACCGUUUCCUUAUGGAUACUUCAUCGAAAAUAAUUCACCUCUGCCUUCUAUCUAUGAAAAAAAUUACGCUCUUCAAAAAACAAAGAAAGUGGCGUGGUUCGUCUCGAACUGCAAUCCGUAUAACAAACGUAUGAUUUAUGCAAACGAACUCGCCAAACACAUAUCGGUUGACAUAUUCGGUGGCUGCGGGAAACUCCAAUGUCCUAAGACGAAAGAAGCGGAAUGCUUUCAGAUGCUGAAAAAGGAUUAUAAAUUCUAUUUGUCUUUUGAAAGUUCGCAUUGCAUUUAUUAUGUAACUGAAAAGUUUUUCAAGAAUGCACUGAGUAACGACGUGUUGCCGAUCGUCAUGGGACCGAAACGGAGCGAUUACGAAUUAAUAGCGCCAAAUAAUUCAUUCAUACACGUUGACGACUUCGGGUCACCAAAAGAGCUGGCUGACUAUUUGCACUUGUUAGACGGCAACCACCAGCUGUACAACAAAUACUUCCAGUGGAAAGGCUCGGGCACGAUAAUUGAGGACACUCGUUUAUACUGCCGGCUGUGCGCGAUGCUCCACGACAAGAACCAAGCGCCCAGACACUACGAAGACAUCAACAAGUGGUGGAAAGGCCCGGGUACAUGUCAAACAUGAUGAUAUAUUGUUUUAAUAUAAACUGUAAUGUAUAUAUGAUUUUUCCAAGGCCCUAUCGUCACGAUAACUGUUCAAUAUUGUAAUCGUAAUACUGACCCAUUUAAUUAGGUAUCUUUCGUUGAUCGUUUCAUUAAAAUAUCAUAUAUAAUAAAUUUAAUUUUAAAAUGAUUUAAUUUGUCUGAUAUAUAUAUUUUUUAAAUAAUAAAAAAACAAUGCCAAUGCAUAAAUGUAAACCAUGUAUAAAUAUCAAUAAUUGGUACAAUUUUUAAACUUAUUAGUUAUUAGAUGUUAUAAAUUCAAUACAAAUAUUACGAUUAAAAAAUAUAGAUAAAUACAUAAUAUAAUAUGUUACAUUUAAGUUUAUUAUAAA
Messenger RNA from Metopolophium dirhodum (rose-grain aphid), 3059 nucleotides. RefSeq names its product glycoprotein 3-alpha-L-fucosyltransferase A-like. The record is from RefSeq and is a predicted model, not a curated record. Gene Ontology annotation, molecular function: alpha-(1->3)-fucosyltransferase activity. Gene Ontology annotation, cellular component: membrane. Lineage: Eukaryota; Metazoa; Arthropoda; Insecta; Hemiptera; Aphididae. The coding region runs from base 1106 to 2689 and encodes 527 amino acids. The transcript has 8 exons.